AUGUCUCCCCGGCCUGGCUUUCCAAUUACGCAUACUUCAUCGCAUCGCAGUCUCUCGGAAGCUCUCCGCGCAGUGCGCUCGCGCGAAGAGCAGGAGACACUGCUAGGCGACGGGGAUGAGGAGAUUGCGGACCCAGAUGGCUGUCUGAGGGCGUAUGCGGGACCCCAGCAAGUGUUCGUGCCAGACCCACAUGCUGGGUUGCCGGUCUAUGUAUCAAUUCAUCGGAUCCGAAGAAUUGUGUUGGCCAGCAUUGAUGACCCAUACACCGUGGACCAACUCAAAGAGCCGAGAAUGAAUGUUUUGAUCGUGAAGCCGCUUGUUGACCGUCUAUAUGAUCCAGAUGAUGUCUCAAUCGUGUAUUGUCUGCUUGUCAAUCGUGUACAGUUUCUGCGCGAGCAAUCAUAUCAACAUCAUCAUCAAAGUGUCAACGUCACCCGAGCGAACCUCUGCGAACUUUUAGCCAUGAAGCUGCUCCGCCGAUAUGACGAAGACGUUACUGGACGACCCGGGCUUCUUCUACUUGCCAAUAUUCUGGUCGCUGGCUUUGAUCCAUUCCAAAACGCGCCUCAUGAAGUCUGUGAAGAGGUGCCAUUUGCCCGUAUGUCAUUGAUAUCGCGAGGCGGUUAUGAGGGCAAGUCAAAUGCACUGGAAAUCUCUAUCAUUUCGGAGAGCAAGAUGUUUCUCAGCAGUACCGCCUGCCAGAAGGUAGUGGAUGCUGUUUACUAUGGGCGGAUUGUCUACACGCCAAAUGCAUUCAUCGACAUCAUACCUGACCACUACAAGCACAAGCCAAUUUCAUUGUAUGAUCCACGGAAGGCCCCGCUCUUAAACCAGUAUCGCUUGAUCGUUCCAAGGUCUCGCAAUAUCAUCGAGAUUUGCCAGUUUGCAAUCCUCCUGCUGCUAUACUGUCUCUGCAUGGCACACCGAGACCACACGCGAUUCACAGGAUAUGAGGUUUGCUUUGUCGUCUACGCCGCAGGCUGGGUUCUCGACGAGUUUGCCUCGAUGCUUGAGCAUGGAUGGCAUGUUCACACACAGAAUCUCUGGUCGUUCCUCGACAUUACCUUCGUCGUCGUUUACGUCAUCUAUCUCGGCAUGCGGUUGCAUGGAUGGACAGUCGGGAACAUGGGGGAAUGCCGCCAAGCUCUCGAUAUCCUCGCAAUCGCUGCCCCUAUCCUUCUCCCUCGUCUGGCCUUCAACCUGAUGCCGGAAAGCAUGCUCUUCAUCUCCCUACGCGCCAUGAUGGCCGACUUCACCGCCCUCAGCCUCAUCGCCGUCUGGUGCUUCGGCGGCUUCCUGCUCGCCAUGAAGUGGCUCAGCAUGGGCAACACCAGCGUCGACCCGGAAGACGCGCCAAACUCCAUCACUAUCUCCAAAUGGAUGCUCUGGAUCUGGUUCGGGCUCGACGGCACCGGCAUCCAAGAGUCGCCCACUUUCCAUCUAAUCCUUGGCCCAGCCCUAAUGACCACCUACGCCUUCCUAGGCAAUACCCUCUUCCUCACGAUCCUCGUCGCCAUCCUCUCCAAUACCUUCUCCAAGAUCGCCGCCGACGCAACCGCAGAGAUCCAGUUCCGCCGCACCGUCCUCACCUUCGAGGGCGUCAAAUCCGACGCCAUCUUCGCCUACCGCCCGCCCUUCAACAUCCUCGCCCUUGUCAUCCUCGUGCCGCUCAAGUUCCUCAUCUCCCCGCGCUGGUUCCACAAAGUCAACGUCUUCGCCGUGCGCGUGCUCAACGCGCCCAUCCUCGUGCUCAUCGGCCUCUACGAACGGCGCUAUCUCUGGAAGAGCAAGAAAAUGGGCCAGAAUGGGCCGCUGAAAAAGGGCAAGGAGAGCUGGUGGAGCCUGUCGAGCUUCAAUGUGCACGCAGAUAUCCAGGCCGUGUUUGAGAGCGAGCCGCCGCAGAGUGUGGUGGAUCGGAUUGAGGAGGAGGAUGAGAUUGAGGAUGCGAUUUUGGAGAAUAGUUUUGCGGCGGCGAGGGAGGCGAGUCCGGCGACGCAGGUUAGGCGGAGGCGGUUUUCGAGUGUGUGGCAGGGGUGAUGAGUGCUGGGAGUUUGGGAUGAAGGCGGCGGUGGGGUAGUGAGGAUGUCGUUGGAAACGUCUUAGAUUUGGAUAGAUUGCAAUGGAAUCAUUUACCUAGAGAAAGCUCAAUAGGG
Molecule: messenger RNA, 2153 nt
Organism: Mytilinidion resinicola
Lineage: Eukaryota; Fungi; Ascomycota; Dothideomycetes; Mytilinidiales; Mytilinidiaceae
Exons: 4
Coding region: 1-2037 (678 amino acids)
Source: RefSeq, a predicted model, not a curated record